This is a messenger RNA of Psilocybe cubensis, 1317 nucleotides long. RefSeq lists its product as uncharacterized. The record is from RefSeq and is a predicted model, not a curated record. The coding region runs from base 1 to 1317 and encodes 438 amino acids. The transcript is spliced from 2 exons. Gene Ontology annotation, cellular component: cytoplasm. Lineage: Eukaryota; Fungi; Basidiomycota; Agaricomycetes; Agaricales; Agrocybaceae.
AUGGCGUCCACCGCUACUCCCCAGAGUUAUCCCUCUCCUCCACCGAGUUUCAACGGAGGAGUGUCGCCCCCAGCAGCAUCUACAGCACCUCACAGACCAUCAGACAAUGCUCUCGAUGCUAAUGACCUCGAAGAACCACCGCCGUAUACCGCUAGUCCCUCGGUGUACUCUGGAGAAACAACAUUAGAACAAGGUCCUUCAAGACCUUUCCAACCGGCUCCUAGGCCACCAGCACAACAAAGGCCAUAUCUGACACCUCAGGCAACGGGCACCUCGUCUUUCUCGACAUCUGCGUCUUCAGUGAAUCGCUCUGCCGGAUCUGUUCUACAUCAACUUACAACCUCACUCACCAACUCUGUCAACGCUGCCAUGAACAGUCUCAAUACACCUCCUCCUCCUCCUCGUCCUGUAUCGCAGCAAUCAUGGGCGUCUUACCCUGGCCGACAGCCGCAGCAACAACAUUCAUUGGCUCCACCAGCACCAUCUCAGUCAGCUCAGAGCUAUCGACCGCCUGGAGGGCCACCACCCUUGCACCCUUCUUCCACUAUAUCUCGACGGUCGUCCGAGUUUGCGCGUGAUUUCUACGCCGCAGGCGCUGUUGAUGAAUCAAGUGUUAAUGCGAAUGCAACUGGAACGUACAUGCCGCCACCCGGGUCUCCACCUCAGAACCUACCACAGCGUCCAAGUAAUAUCAGCACAGCGUCCACAUCUUCUGCUGCAUCAUCUACGCCAAAUGAUGGUCGACCCACAAAUCAUCCUUCGAUCGGACACCCAUUGCUAAAGGAUGGGAAAUUGCUCGUGUAUCCCAAAGGCUUCGAAUGCCCAAAAUGCCAUAACAUAGGAUAUAAAGACGCCGACCCACUGCGCCCAUGCAAGAAAUGCUGGUCUAAAUACGCAAAACCAUUUACCGGGCCGCUCGUUUACUCCUUUUCGCCUCCUUCUCCCACUUCCCCCAAUACAGCUGCGCAGAACCUCCAACGUCCUUUGCCUCACCCACCGCCGCCCAAACCGCCUCCGAUUCCACCAGCCAUAUCGUUUAACGCGCCGCCUGCACACUUCGCUCCCGGUGGGUAUAUGACCAAUCACCACGGUGGAUUCACGACACCGCCGACUGGUGUUCACCCAUGGCAGACUAGGCUUGGGGCAGGCAUCCCUAGACCCCCGAAUGGGUCUGGAGCUGUUGUAUAUUCUGCGGGAGACCCAAGGAUUGGAGGGAGGCUGUGUUGGAGGUGCGACGGGAAGGGCAACACGAGUUUCAUGCUUCUGGAUAGAAUAACAUGUCCUGUUUGCGGAGGUAUUGGCAGGACGUUCCAGUGA